AUGGAGCGCUUUGAUAAAGCGGCACUGAGUGCGCUGCAGCCGUGCGACUUCAGAAAUGAAAGUUCAUUAGCCUCUACUCUGGAGACGCUCCUGUUCUUCACAGCUUUAAUAAUCACUGUACCUAUUGGGUUGUAUUUCACGACUAAAUCUUAUGUUUUUGAAGGCGCCUUUGGGAUGUCCAAUAGAGACGGCUAUUUUUAUGCUGCUAUUGCUGCAGUGGUCGCCGUCCAUGUGGUGCUGGCCCUCUUUGUUUAUGUGGCCUGGAAUAACGGCUCACGGCAGUGGCGUGAAGGCAAACAGGAUUAA
Molecule: messenger RNA, 306 nt
Organism: Balaenoptera musculus (blue whale)
Lineage: Eukaryota; Metazoa; Chordata; Mammalia; Artiodactyla; Balaenopteridae
Product: vacuolar ATPase assembly integral membrane protein VMA21-like
Exons: 1
Coding region: 1-306 (101 amino acids)
Biological process (GO): vacuolar proton-transporting V-type ATPase complex assembly
Cellular component (GO): endoplasmic reticulum membrane
Source: RefSeq, a predicted model, not a curated record